Molecule: messenger RNA, 716 nt
Organism: Mya arenaria
Lineage: Eukaryota; Metazoa; Mollusca; Bivalvia; Myida; Myidae
Exons: 5
Coding region: 18-716 (232 amino acids)
Source: RefSeq, a predicted model, not a curated record
CAAGACUAACAGAUAAAAUGUUGUUUGGCGGUGCAGUAGUGGUGUUUGUUUUAGGGUUCCAUGUUAUACUUGCUGAUGAGCCAAAGUGUUUAUCCAGAUUUGAUUAUGACGAGAAGAUGUUACUGAAAUUGCUUCGCAUAGAAGAUAAGCUUGAACACAUUGAACAAUUUAUUGAUAAUAUGAAAUCAGUGGAUCCUGAAAAAUUAAAAACAACGGUUGAGCAAAUUGGAAUUGAGGUGAAAGUUUUACAAAAGCACAUGGCAACAGCAGCGGAACAUAGUAACAAGACGGAGCCUCUUUUAAUUGACUUUCAGAACAACAUUUCAAUGAUUAAUGCAUCGAUGGGCCUGAUACAGACGCAAAUAAAAGGACUUACAAGUCCCACUGUCGCCUUUUUGGUAAAGAAUCCAGCAUUCGAGUCAGACAAACUUGUAUUCCGCAGUGAACUUUUAAACGAAGGAAAGGCUUUUACACCUAAGACUGAAAAUGGAAGGGUUUCCUCGGCAGCUCACACAUCUAGUCUCCGUAAAGAUGACCAUUUCAUCGAGUGCAGUCCCAGUUCAGAUGGUGACCUCCUUAAUGUGACCAGUGAGACAUACAACAUCAGUGACUCAGUGAUCUGCACCUGUUCCUGCUAUACUGUGAUGCAAGCUUUGCGGGAAGAGAAGCUACGGCUCCAGAUCGGAGUGCUCAAAAAACAGCUUGGCGAAGAAUGA